Magnolia sinica is the source of this 931-nucleotide messenger RNA. RefSeq names its product peptidyl-prolyl cis-trans isomerase FKBP62-like. Gene Ontology annotation, molecular function: peptidyl-prolyl cis-trans isomerase activity. The transcript has 4 exons. The coding region runs from base 551 to 931 and encodes 126 amino acids. The record is from RefSeq and is a predicted model, not a curated record. NCBI's taxonomy places the organism in Eukaryota, Viridiplantae, Streptophyta, Magnoliopsida, Magnoliales, Magnoliaceae.
UUUAUUUUUUUUUAAAUUAGGGUUUUGAUUAUGGAUUUUUGUUGAGCUUCAACCUGUUGCCAAUCUGAAGAGGUGAUGUUGCCAUUUGAUUUUUCUGUUCAUUUUGGUUUUAAAUCUCUGUUUUUGAGAAAAUCCGAUGUUGUUAGUGUAAGAUAAUGUGAGUAAUGGUUUUAAACGUCGCAUUUUUUGAAGGAUUUUUGCCCGUGAUAUGGCUGAUUUGGCUUGGAAAGUUGGUGUUUCUAUUCUCUGAUUCUGGGUUCUGAGGAAUAGCUCUUGAUUUUCUUUGUUUCGGUUCAAAUUUGGCUUUUGAUUAUUUUGCAUGGUGCGGAUCUGAACUUAUGGGGAGGCGGGUGCUCCUCCACUCAUCCCUCCUAAUUCAACGCUUGUUUUUGACGUGGAGGUAUUGUCUUGGAACACUGUAAGGGAUCUGUCCGGGGAUGGAGGGAUCUUGAAGAAGAUAAUAAAAAAGGGUGAGGAGUGGGCCACUCCAAAAGCAGCUGAUGAAGUUCUAGGUCUUUUAUGUCCUGCCAUCAGCCAUGUUGUAAAAACAAUGAGGAAGGGUGAGAAAGCUGAGUUAUCAGUGAAAUUCUCAUAUGUUGUAAAAAAUGGAAACAAAACCAUUAGAAGUGGAUUACAGAUUCUGCCCAAUUCGAAUUUAACUGUGGAUAUUGAGCUAGUUUCAUGGAAGAGUGUCAUUGAUGUUAUUGGUGAUGAUAAGGUAGUUAAAAAGAUUAUGAGAGAAGGCGAUGGUUAUGACCAUCCUGGCGAAGGAUCCAAGGUGAAGGUGAAAUACACUGGCAAACUUGAAGAUGGAACAGUUUUUGAGAGGAAAGGAACUGAUGAAGAGCCUCUUGAGUUCAUGUGUUUUGAAGGUAUGAGUGCACCUAGUUCUUGUAGUUUCCGUUCGCAUUUUCUACUACCAUCAUCAUAG